Cuscuta epithymum is the source of this 711-nucleotide messenger RNA. The record is from the annotation of a GenBank genome assembly. NCBI's taxonomy places the organism in Eukaryota, Viridiplantae, Streptophyta, Magnoliopsida, Solanales, Convolvulaceae.
GGUCAGAAUAAGGUGGUUCGGAUUGCCAAUUACUCAACAUGUUUGCCAAACCUGCUCUAUAAAAUCCACCACAAACCUCACCUCACAACCCCAUCUCACGGUUCCAAUCUGUCUUCUAACUUCUCCAAAUUUUGGCCAUCUCCUUCAUCUUAACCCAAGUUUUCAUGGCAACACAAAGAGAGCACCCCCAUCCCGGGCCCAUAAAACGUUCUGUAUUGGUAAUGAAACCUGGAGAACAUCGUGCCGAUAAUGUGUGGAAAACUGAAGAGUCGAGAGACCUAAAAUUGAGGUGCAUUACUUACCCCAAAUCCGCCAAAGAUGAUGGCGAACGUGAUCCUAGAGUCGUACAACUGCUGAGGGCAUCAGGCUUUCAAGGAGCUGAACGAGUAGUACAAAUCAAAAUUGAUCACGGUCUUAUCACUGCAUUGGUUGAGAGGUGGAGACUUGAAACACAUUCUUUCCAUUUACCUUUUGGCGAGGUCGGCAUUACCUUGCAAGAUGUACAGGUGCUGCUGGGGUUACCGAUUGAUGGUCUCCCACUUACUGGUCCGACGGCACAUAGUAAGACUGAAUGGGUCCAAAUGUGUGAUGAUCAUCUUGGUUUCAGACCAUUUGGAAAAGAUAUACUUCCUCCGUUCUUUUUUAGUUGCAACGGUCAACAUUUCACACUUGCCAAUGCACAUCUUUGACCUUAAUUAUAUCUUAAUCCCU